UUGGUCAUAAUUACCAUUUAUUCACCAACCCAACUCCACCAACCUCCUCUCCACUCAAUUCAAAACCCUCUCUCUACAAAAGGAGUCAUAGAGAGAGAGAGCAAGAGAUACAAGUGUGUAAGCGAAAUCAAUGGCGGAAACUUGCGGAGUGAAGAGAAUGAAGCUGGGAAGCCAAGGCCUUGAGGUAUCUGCACAAGGCCUCGGUUGCAUGGGCCUCUCCUCCUUCUACGGUGCUCCCCAGCCCGAAACUGACGCCAUCGCUCUUCUCCACCACGCAAUAAACUCCGGCGUCACUUUCCUAGACACCUCCGACAUCUACGGCCCUCAGACCAACGAGCUGCUCCUCGGAAAGGGUCUGAAGAAUGGGUUGAGGGAAAAAAUAGAGCUUGCAACCAAGUUCGGGAUCAGCUAUGCAGAGGGGAAGAGAGAGAUAAAGGGAGAUCCUUUGUAUGUUAGAGCUGCUUGUGAAGCUAGUUUGAAGCGUCUUGAUGUUGGUUGCAUUGAUCUUUACUAUCAGCAUCGGAUUGAUACUCGUGUCCCUAUCGAAAUCACUAUGGGAGAACUUAAGAAGCUAGUUGAAGAGGGUAAACUAAAGUACAUUGGCUUGUCUGAAGCCUCUGCCUCAACUAUCAGAAGAGCGCAUGCUAUUCACCCUAUUACUGGAGUGCAGUUGGAGUGGUCUCUGUGGUCGAGAGACGUAGAAGAAGAGAUCAUCCCAACCUGCAGGGAGCUUGGGAUUGGAAUUGUUGCUUACAGUCCUCUGGGACGAGGUUUCUUUGCAUCAGGACCUAAGCUUGUUGAGAAGCUUGACAAGAACGACUUCAGAAAGACUCUACCAAGAUUCCAACAGGAAAACUUAGACCACAACAAGAUCCUCUAUGAGAAAGUUUGUGCAAUGUCGGAGAAGAAAGGGUGCACUCCGGGACAACUAGCCCUAGCAUGGGUUCACCACCAGGGGGAUGAUGUUUGCCCCAUCCCGGGAACCACUAAGAUCCAGAACCUCAACCAGAACAUUGGAGCUUUAUCAGUGAAACUCACUCCUGAAGAGAUGACUGAGCUCGAGACCAUUGUCCAAUCAGAGUCUGUGAAAGGAGAAAGAUACGGUAACAUGAUGGCCACUUUCAACAACUCUGACACUCCACCAUUGUCUUCUUGGGAAACUGCUUAAACCAGUCGAGUGGUCUCCGAGAUUAUACCAUUUCCAGGGAAACCCAAAUAUUGUUGUUAAUGCAUUGAAAAAUAAAUCAUGUAUAGAGUUCCCCAAGUGAAAUCUUCAAUCUACACUUCCAUACAUUGUGACCAAACUCUAUAAAUAAACUUUAUGUUCUAUUAAAAACUUCAGAGUUGGUUGCUA
Raphanus sativus (radish) is the source of this 1354-nucleotide messenger RNA. RefSeq names its product probable aldo-keto reductase 4. The coding region runs from base 131 to 1168 and encodes 345 amino acids. Lineage: Eukaryota; Viridiplantae; Streptophyta; Magnoliopsida; Brassicales; Brassicaceae. The transcript is spliced from 5 exons. Gene Ontology annotation, cellular component: cytoplasm. The record is from RefSeq and is a predicted model, not a curated record.